AUGUGUUUGCAUGCAUGUCUGUAUGUGUGUGCAAUUUGGGUGAGGGGGGAGCACUUGCUACUCAAAGGGUGGCAAAUACCCACAGCACUUGGCAACAGUAGCAGCAGUAGCAAGAGGAUCUCUGAGAGGAAAGGAGGAGAAGCAAUGCUCUGAUGGGUACUAUGGAGUUUCAGAAAGACCCCAGUGCAGUAGCUCUAGAAAUGCUUCUUAUAGUCCAGCCUGAGAAGAGGAAGCCGGUGCAGAGGUUGCAGGUAGACAAACAGACGGAGAGCCAUGCAUCACGCCAAAGCCAAGGCUUUCGAGGGGAUGGCAAUGGAAACAACAAUCUAAAGCAAUACCAAGGAAAUGUCCUUCAUGGCCAUGCAGCUCAGAUGCAGCAAGCCAUUACUUCCUGCUCAGCUCAAGGAACUCAUGUGACAGUAGAGGUACAUGCCAGAAAUUCCACUCCACAAUUAUUCAAGAAACUCUCCUUUGGGAAAGGUUUUCAAGAGAAUGGAAAACACAAACCGCGUCCACCAGGUUUGAAAGACCAGCACGCUUAUCCAUGGGACAAGUCACGCUUGAAAUCCUUGCCUUUUGAUCUGAAGGACUUUGAGAAAUUGGAUGCAUAUGCAACAAAGGUGACCGCCAAGAGUAGUGUGGAGGAUCUGGUGAAAACCUUGCUUCGUGUAGCACGUACUGACCUGGAAAAAGUUAGGGCCAUUUGGACGUGGAUAUGCCACCAUAUAGAGUAUGACGUUGUGGGCUUCUAUAACAAAGACCAGCAGUCUUUCAAGCCCAGGGAUGUCCUUCAGAGCGGAAAGAGCAUUUGUGAGGGAUAUGCUGGUCUCUUUGAGCAAAUGUGCAGUAUUGCAGGAGUGCAAUGCAUGAAUUUAUCGGGCUAUUCUAAAGGCCAUGGCUACAGGACUGGGCAGACUUUUACAGGAGAGUAUGACCAUGCCUGGAAUGCUGUUUACCUUGAUGGAAGGUGGCAUUUGGUGGACAGCACCUGGGGGAGUGGCUCCAUUGAUGAAUGCUUCAGCAAAUUUACCUUCAGAUACAACGAAUUUUAUUUCCUCACCCACCCUGCCCUAUUUAUUAAUAAUCAUUUCCCAGACAACAGCAACUGGCAGCUACUCAAACCAACUGUGACACUGAAACAGUUCGAGAGCAACAUGUUAUACAAGAGUGACUUUUACAAGAUGGGAUUGCUGACAGCUCUCCCAGAAACACCAGUUAUUCAAACAGUAAAAGGGAAAGUAGUAGUAGCGGUGGAGAGCCAUUCGUCGAUGCUGUUCAUGUUUGAAUUGCAAGGGACAAAGGAGUAUAGCUUGAUGACGCUGAAGAGGAAUGGAAUGAAUCUAGAGCUCUAUCCGCAGAAGACAGGGAGCCAUAAGCUACAGAUCUAUGCCAAGCCAUCCAAAGGCUCAGACGAAGUCUACAGCUGUGUGCUAGAAUACACCUUAGAAUGCAGCUCUGUAGAGAAGAAUGUGUCCUUUCCAAAGGAACUCCAUCAACCUGUUGGGCCCAGCUGGUUCUCAGAGAGACAAGGAUUCCUCAAGCCCUCACAAAAGGGCCCAGUCAUUCAUACCAAUGAUGGGCGCUGUGAUCUCAGCUUCAUCCUCAGUAAAGACUUGAGUGUUUUAGCUUCACUGCAUUCAGACAACAUUGGCCUCAGUGAGGACACAGCAAGACGGCAUAUCUUGCAAGUUUGUGAAGGAAACCGGGUAGACUUUAAGAUUCAUCUUCCGCAUGCAGGGAAUUUUGCUUUCAAAAUUUUUGCCAAAAAGAAGUCUGAUCCUGGAAAUUAUAACUAUGUCUUCAACUACCUCAUCUGUUGUCCAAACACCAAGGUGAAGUGGCCAGUUUUCCCCCAAAAUUAUAGCAAGUGGGUGGAGGGCUAUGAACUAGUGGAGCCGCUAGCUGGAUUGCUGCCAGCUGACCGCAACAUUAAGUUUAAACUUAAGCUUCAUAGCAUUGCCAAGGCAUUUGUUCAAUGUGAAAAAACCUGCCCCUUAUCUAUAGGUAAGGAUGGCUACUGGGAGGGAUCUUGCAGCACUUCAGGCUGCACAGAGGUUUAUGUGAUGGUGCUGGAAAAUGCUAAUCAUAAAUUCUACUCACACAUCUUGAAAUAUGAAGUAGAGCCACAGUAAGAGGCCACUCCUACUCUUCUUAUCUGCCCACAUGAGCAACAUUUGAUGUAUGUCACAGUUCAUACCACUCUGAACUACUGUAAUUCAUGCUUUCGCCAUAAAACUAGGGGGCCAAGCUCACCCCUCCAAAGCAGCAGCAAAACAAUAUAACUUGAUCAAAACUCCCUGAUUGGUUAUAUAAUGAGUGACACAUGUAGCAAAUGUCACUUUCUUACCCAUGAAAAAAUCAAACAAGACUUUCCAUAUACAUUAUUUCAAUUAUAUAUUAAUGUACUAGGUCCAUAGCAUACAAAUAAAGAGGCAAUUAUGUACAUCUUCCCACCAACCCAGAUUACAUUUUGGGAUACAACUGCUGCUUUCCGAAUGGCUUACUUUCAACAAAAAUGUUAUUAACAACAAAAGGGCAUUCUACAACUGUGGGCCAGGAAAAGAGGACCACACACUUUUGAGCAUCAAUGUGAGUGUGGCUGCAGAAUUCAAUCAAAUGCUGCAAGAUAAUAAUUUAAGUGGAAGCUUCUUGUGUGCACUUCAUUGUCUUACAAAUAUAAAUGAUACUGCGAAACAUGUUUUUACACCAGAUCUUAAUUGCAAUUAAAUACUAGU
This is a messenger RNA of Rhineura floridana, 2735 nucleotides long. RefSeq names its product kyphoscoliosis peptidase (gene KY). Lineage: Eukaryota; Metazoa; Chordata; Lepidosauria; Squamata; Rhineuridae. Bases 153 to 2132 code for a protein of 659 amino acids. The record is from RefSeq and is a predicted model, not a curated record. The transcript has 11 exons.